ACGGGUUGAUGUGGUUCCUUUCUGCCACUAAGGAUUGUGGUUGGUGAAUGUAUUUGCCCCACCAUCUCUAAGUUAAUGGUGUGCCAAGGGCAGAUGUGAAGCAGCUGUUUCUCUGGAUAUUGAUGUGGUAUCUUCUUAACGCAUCACGACGCCUUGGGCCCACCGGCAGCACGGGAUAUGGAGGCUCUUGAAGUUGAUGACAUUAGCCCUGCCUUGGAAGUGACUGAAGACUUUUUCAAUAGUUUUGAUACUAAGCUUGAAAAGAUUGUGCAGCCCUCUGAGGUGUAUGGUGUACAGGAGGUCCCCGAACUGGUUGGGCACGAGGUAUUUGAUCAGAUAACAGAGAGCAGGAAUCUGAGGAACGUCGCCUCCUUAGCCAAAAGUAGCCUCAUCUGGGAUCACUGCAAAAAUGGCCUCUUGGAAACCAAAGCUCAGACAGCAUUCCCUGCCAAAGACCAGCACGUGGUGCAGAGGGGAACAGCUGCUGACAACCUUGCUUGGGCAGGGGAAGGGGAGACCGCAGCUUUUAACAUCUUCAAUAUGUGCCAGCGGAGGAGAGACAGGCCUCGCUCGGUGAACGACAUCCUGGUGCAGAAUGAGGAAGCCUCCACAUUCAAGCCAGGACACAACAGGUCACGCUCUGAUAUCAGCCAUGUAAACUGGGGAGUGGUCUUCACGGGCACCUCCCUGCAGCAGCCACCUGCGCCUGGGCAGGACAAUAACUGCGCUCUGCUCUCUUACCUGGCGUUAACCAAGGGAGAGGACAUCCAAGGAAACACAGAAUGCAAGUCAACGUUCCCAAAUAUUCUGAAGAAGGGAUACUUAGAAAUUAGAAGAGACAAUGACAGCUACUGGCAAGCCUGUUACGCUGAGCUCUCCCCAUACAAACUGUACCUGUAUUGCUUGGACAGCAGUGGCAACCAGACUCUUCCCACCGUGUAUCCACUCAUGCAUUUUCAAAGAGUCACUGUUACUGGUUGCAUUGAAACCAAGGUGGUUGACGCUGUCCUGUCAGACAACUCGCAGCUACAGCUGAAGGCAGAGUCUUCGUGGGAGGCUUUGGACUGGGGACAGAAGCUCUGGGAAGUGGUGCGUGCUUCUGUGCCUGCUUUCACGAGGCAGCAGGAGAAACUGGAGAAUGUGCCAAAGCCUGACAAUAACAGUGACCUUUCUCAAGCCAAUGGAUUGUUAGAGAAGCCUAUGGAGCUCUUCCUAUCCAUGAAUUUGACUGAAAACACUAAAGAGUACCAAAAUAUUCUCAAAUCAGGGACUCUUUAUAGGUUAACUGUCCAGAAUAACUGGAAGGCAUUUACUUUUGUCUUGAACAGGUCUUAUCUCAUGGCAUUCCAACCGGGUAGGCUUGAUGAAGAUCCGCUGCUGAGCUACAAUGUCGAUGUAUGCCUGUCAGUCCAGACAGAUACUCAGGAUGGCUGUGACUCUUGCUUUCAGGUCAUUUUUCCUCAAGAUGUCCUCCGCCUGCGUGCAGAGACUCGUCAGAGGGCCCAGGAGUGGAUGGAGGCACUGAGAGCAGCAGCCAAUGCUACUAGAAGUUUAACUCGGAACCCGCAGGUCAUGCUUAGGAACAAACCUGGAGAUCGGCCCUUUGGAAACGAUCUUAGAAAGAGCAAGCGCCAAUCUGUGACCACCAGCUUCUUGAGCAUCCUGACCACGCUGUCUCUAGAGAGAGGGCUCACAGUUCAGAGCUUCAAGUGCGCAGGCUGUCAGCGCUCCAUAGGCUUGUCCAAUGGGAAAGCCAAGGUGUGCAGCUACAGUGGAUGGUAUUACUGCAGCACCUGCCAUGUGGAUGACAGCUUCCUCAUCCCUGCACGGCUGGUUCAUAACUGGGACACUUCCAAAUACAAGGUAUCAAAGCAAGCCAAAGAGUUCCUGGAAUAUGUUUAUGAGGAGCCAUUGAUUGAUAUCCAGCAGGAAAAUCCCAUGUUGUACAAGCAUGUUGAAUCUCUGGCAACUGUUGUCCGCCUGAGACAGCAGCUAAAAUCUCUCCGAGCCUAUUUGUUCAGCUGCAGAGCAGCAGUGGCUGAAGAUCUGCGUAGAAGGAUCUUUCCCAGAGAGUAUCUUCUCCAGCAAAUCCAUCUUUAUUCUCUCGCAGACCUUCAGCAGGUUAUUGAAGGAAAGCUGGCUCCUUUCUUGGGAAAGGUGAUCAAGUUUGCCACCUCUCACGUGUACAGCUGCAGCCUUUGUAGUCAAAAGGGUUUCAUCUGUGAGAUUUGCAACAAUGGAGAAAUCCUUUACCCCUUUGAGGACAUUUCUACAAGCAGGUGUGAAAGCUGUGGUGCUGUCUUCCACUCUGAGUGCAAAGUGAAGGCUGUACCAUGCCCCAGGUGUGUGCGUAAAGAAUUGCAGAAGAAGCAGAAAUCCUUCUGGAAGCGACUGAAUAUGGAUGAAAACUUUGAAGAGUCUUGCAACAUGUUUGAGUUGUCAUAUCAGAACACAUGAGUUCCUUAAGGCAGUGGCCAGCCUGAAGAGAAUCCCUUUCCUAGCUGCCAGCUCAAGCAACUUCUCAGCUUAGCCAGGCAGAAAUCUUUUUGCAAAAUAAUAUCUGACCUUCCUCAUCUGUGAAUAGCAGCUGCCAAAGUGGCCAUAAAGCCUUGUUGGCUUUGAAAUACCAAUGGCUAAACUGCAUUUUUGCAUUUAAGUCCAGCCGCUAGCUCUCAUAUAAAAUGUGGUUUACUUGAAAUGCUUUAGGUCUAGCUAAUUAAGCACCCAACUUUUUCCUUUCCACCUCUGGAGAAGACCUUUCCUCAAGGCAGAAAAUACUUGCUGCCAUGACCACAUUAUUUUUUAUGUUGUUCGUUUAGAAUUGAUGAAUCAUCUACUUAUUUAUGGGUAUUAUUUAUUUAUUAUUAGCCUUGGCAGAGGUUCUGGUGAGGUGUUUCACAGAACCCAAUAGGGCAGGAAUGGUUUUAAACCCACCUGCUCCUUCUGAUGUGGACACGUGGUUCCAUUUCCUCAUGUUUCCAGAGAGCUAUUUUUAAAGGAUCAGUGAACUUACAUGUCACUCCUCCCUGAAGAAAGAAAAGUAUCUCCCAUCAAACCUUAUUCAGGGUCCUUGCAAACAUAAGACGCGGAAUAAUUCCUUCAGCUAUGAUUAUAUAUUUAUAACCACCCCAGUGAACUAUUCCAUAUGCAAAUAAGCAGGGGACUUGCUGCUGUUUUUGUUCAGGCUGGGUGUAUCAGUCAAGCUCUGUCACUGAAGUCCAUUGAGUUUUACCCUGGUUAUUCUUGAUCUAUGUGAGGCCACGUCCUCAUCUCCAGUAACAUGAUGUUGGUUCUGACCUUCUGCUAGUGUCAUAUUUUAAGACAUUUUAAGUGUCCACAUUGGUUUUGUUUUUAUUUCGUGAAGUUUACUUUAAAUGUUUCUCUAACCUGAACCUGUUAGACUGAUAGUCAGGAAAGUGGUCUUGCCCACGUUAGUUAGAAAAUACCUCCAAAAUUGUGAAACACUAGUUUGCUGUGCUCACGUGAGAUUUGUGUCCUGCGUUCUCUGCGAGCUCUAAGGGAUUUUAUACUUCUGUAGUGACUUCCAUGGUGGAGAGCGAAGUUCUUCAAGGUAUGGUUCUGCUCCACACACCUGGAACACAGGGAAGUAUUAAACACAGUAAAUUACAUAUAUUGUGAAAGGGGAGUAUGUGAUGCAUUUAACUGGGGAGAUGUGUCAUCACUGGUAGUAUGUUUAAUUCAUUGCGGCUUCACCUCCAGUGAGCACUUAGAGAUCCUCCUCCCUCCAAUCCACAUUCUUAACUCUUUCUCCAGACCCUGCAGUAAUAUGUGUAUUACAUACAUAUGAAAGCAAUCACAUAUAUACACACACAUCUAUAUACAGAGAGCAAAUAUGGUUUCAGGAGAAAAAAGCCAGUCACAUGCAUGUGUAUUUUUCCUCUCACAUAGGUUUGUGAAAAUGCAGAAUACUGAUCUUUGCUUCCUAUAUAAUCUGCAGGCUGUUGUAUUCAAGGCAGAAAGCAGUCCUGAUCAUUGAAGCACCUCACUAAUUGCUGAAGUAUUUUAAAUAAAAGAACAGGGUACAUCAUGCUUACAUUAAAAGGUAGAAUGCUACAACGAAUUGCCUUUUACUGGAGUAUAAGUGGUUACCUUUUCCAGUCUCCAGUCAAAGAAAGUAGCUGAAUCUGAGCUUUCUCAAAUUUGAGUGCAACUAUAUAAGCAUGUUUAUAUCUGUAUACAUUAAACAACCAGUGCCUUUCUUUUCCAGAAGUCCUUCUCAGAGUGGGAUUCUUUGGAAGGAACUGAGGGUUUUUCCUUGUUCUUGGCAAAGUAGUAUAGGGAUUCCCAUAUUUGCAACCUGGUGAAUCAUGCACCUUUGUCACUAAAAUUAAUACUUCCCCUACACAGGGAUGCCUCUCAGCUCACUCUUUCUCAUGUGAAGUGAGUUGCUUUCGGCUAUCAUCCUUAAAGAUAUAUUCCUUGCAAGUCCAUUCCCACGUGAAGAAUUCCCUGCAUGUUCACAAAUGCAAACACUGGGGAAGUAUUGUGGAAUUAGUCAUGCAAACAGGAACUGCGGUGGUACUGGCUGAAUAAACAGUACGCUCCCAUGUUUUUCAGCAUGUGUCACUACAACUAGUCCUGUGGCAAAGCCAGUAGCUCUGAAACUGUCAGAAUCUGGCAGGUGCUAUUUUGAAUUAGCUCUAGACAUAAUGGUGGGUCAUUAAAAAAAAAAAGGUGGUGUUUUUCGUAUCAUCGUGUUCUGGUAUUUAAGAUACCUUACAGCACUGGUUCAUGUCCAGCUCGGUUUAGAGAAGGCUGCUUGUGUGCACUGUCAAAAACCCUAUGGAGUCAAGGAAUCCAGGUUCAGACAUUGCAAACUAUUAGUUACUUUGACAGAUGUCCUGAUCUCCAAAGUACCAGUUGUGUGGGUGGUUAGAUAUUCUAGCUGAAUUCUGGAAUAACAACAUAGACAGCACUGGAUUUACUCUGGGUUUGUACAGGUGUUACAGAACAGUUUCUUUGCAAACUGAGAUUUACAGUAAAAAAGAGUAUGAUGUUGGCAAAACUGCUGGAAUUAGUCAUGGGUCCAGAACCACUGCCAUUACUACCGGCAAAGAGCAAAAGCAUGUUGUUACGAUAUGCUGGCAGCGCCCAAAGCUUUAUGUAAAAGGAUACUGUACAAUACAGAUCAGAUUAAUUUCUUUAAAAUCCAGUGUUGUUGUAAACAAGCCAGUUCCUAAAAUGGAUACACAUUCAUUUCUACCUUGGAAAAGUAAUAUAACUUCUCACAGUAGCUAUAGGAGCAGACUGUAACGUGGAAGAUGCUUUCCUCUCAGGGAUGCCUAGCUCCUAUCCAAAAAAAGUUAUUCCAUAUGAAUGAGUAAGAUAAAGUCUUCUGUCACUGCCUUUCAUAAGCAUAAUGAAAGGCUUGAUCCUGCCCUCAGAAGGUGCCAAUGCAGUGGGAACAAGCCCUAUUCGUUUUUCAGGAUUGCAAGGCAAGAGAAUAAACAUAAACUACUGCUCACAUUACUAACUCUCAAAAGACCCAACUCUAAAAAGACAAUUUUCCUGCAAGAGCCACGUGCUAGCAGGAGACUCAGCCUGGAGUUCUGUAGGUGGUUUGGAUUUCAGACAACUCUGUAGCCUUGCACGGUUGUCUCCGCUGUACUAACAGUGCUGCAUGCUGCUCCCCAGUGCUACUCUUCCCAUUCUGCAGCCCAUAGCCUGCAUGUGGCUCUGCUCUGCAGACUGGUGGGCAUCAGCUGGAAAAGUACCUGGGGUCUUUCCAGAUUGCACAAUCUCUCCACACACACACGCAGGUGAAAUUAACCUAUUGGUACUUCUAGUCCCAUCCUACCCAUGCAUGAAAUACAUUUGAACAACAGCAUUUCAUUGUGAAUCAAGAAUAAAACGUGCUGUCUGCCUCCUUCACAGAGAAGGUGCUUUCAUAGCUGACAGUGGAGGAAUUGAUCUGUACAUCCAGUUGCUGCUUUUGCUUGUACAGAACUUUUAAUCAGUGUAGAAAUAGGGUGCUUCACUGCAAUGGACUAUAGCCUGACCUUCUACAACUACUUAGAAACUUCUUAUCUCAGUUUAGUUAGUCUGAGAUUAUUUUAAUCUAGGACACUGUAGAGGUCCUUAGUCAAGUCUCUUUUCCUCUUUACCCUGACCCUCUAGCUUUCCUUUAAUGGGGAGAAGGACCUAUCGAAGGGAUGCAAACCGCAGCUUUUUUUAUCAACCUAUAAAAAGAGAAAUUUGGAUCUCUUAUGUAGAAAUCUUUCUAUUGCUUUUCUUUGUCUGUCUUAGGUAGUGAAAAAUGAUGGCUUUGUGAUAUGACACAAUAUCCUGGCUGGCACAUACCAAUAUGAGCUCAUUGCUGGGAUGAUAGGAAUUGGCAGUUGUGAGGGUUUCCUAGAUAAGUGAGAGAAGGUUCUUUUUGGUGAGGAACUUGAGUUUUUCACAAUACUCCACAGGCUCUGAUGGCCCUGUUAGGAGUGAAUAAUCAGGGUACCUCUAGAGCUCCUCUCGUCAAGGCUUCUCUUAAUAUCAGGAUACUGUGUGUAUUAUAAUGGAUUGAUGAUAAUGUCCUGAAAGACUUAAAAAAAAAAAAAUGCAGAGGAUGUCUGUUUACAAUGAAAUGGGGAAAGCUGCACAGUUGUAUUUUGCUUUUUCCCUGUAGCAACAGAAGCCACCGAGAGUUUCCCAGGCUUGCCAAGGUCACGGCCUGGAUUGCAGCCGACUGUUGAUCUGUAUAAAAGAAAUGUAAUUGAAUAAUCAUCAUAAUCUUCUCUCUUUUUUUCUGCUGCUGAGCUGCAAGCCAGUCCCCUCUCUCUCUUUCACUGUCUCUGUCCCUGUCUUUGCUCACAGUGCUGAGCCUACAGCUAGACUUUGAGCUUCAUGUCUCAUUGUGUUGCUUUUGAACCAGUCGAGUCUGAUCAUUCUCUCCUUCGUAAUUUGCCUUCCAAUUUUCCCUUCCCAGUAGGAGUGCCUUACAGUACUGUAUAUUAGUGUCUAUCUUCCUGUUUUGGAUUUCCUGAUUGAAUCUGCUGUUCGAUUAACUUGUAGGCUUAAACUGAAACUCUCCCGUGGCUGUGCAUGCUCUUUUGCAGGGGCAGCUGAGUAAAUCAGUUUUGCUUGUUCUGCCCUCAUGAAGUGAGCUCUACAGGCUGCAUAUACCAGCUCUGAAGACACCAAGCUGCAUGGAAACCCCUCACUUCUGCUCAAUUCGGUGCCUUAAAGUUUCAAAAGUGAAGAAUUUUUUCAGGAAUGCUCUGCCAUGAUGCAGCGUGUUUGGCAUUGGAGCUCGAAACCCUUGCUUAUGGCAGUUUCCAUCUUGCUAGGAAUGGUGACCAUAAAAUUUGUUUACUGUCUGUGCUUUGAGAGGGAAAUAUGAGAAAGGAUAGCAUGGAUGUGGCAUUGGUUUUUAUUACCUGUAUUUUGGAGACUAGCUGGGCUUCUCUUCAGCCAGAAAUGCGGCUGUGCUUAUGCGAGACCUUCAGGAGCUGUGCAUAUAUAAUAAUGGCAAGCACUGGGCAUUAAAACGGGAUCAGGUCAUGUGUAAUUUUGCUCCUCCUGGAAUCACUGGCCAGCCCACGCCACGUGGCGAGGGACUCCUUUACGGUGCUCCCUACCCGCAUGGCACAGCUGGGUCCAGUGCAGUGGGAGUGAAGACUUUUCCUCAAAGCUUAAUUUUAAUGCAGCCUGGCUCCCUGAAGGCUAACCCAGUGAGGGUUUGGUCAGCAUUACCUUAGAGAAGGGUUAACCUGCUUAAAUUUUGCCAUUAUUUGCUAAAGUACGUGGCUAACUCUUGCAGCAUGUGUCAGCCCUGGGCACAUGCCCAUACUGACUGUGAUCUUUUAAGUCCACGUUUGACACCAGUAGCAGGAAUCCCGUUAGACAACAGCAGUGCUGUCGCUGCAUUUUAGCAGUGUAGUGAGGAAACAGCACGGUUGAUAAUGUGCAAAGUCCUUCUUUACUUGAAAAAACCCUGGUGUGCACACACUGGCUUGGGUCAUAUCUUAAAAUGCCAAUUUCAUCAAAAUUCCUAGGGUGGGCAUUAAUCCAAAUCGCAAAGAUGCCACUUGCGGGCAGCAUCAGAGAAAUCCAGGCCUGGAAAGCUAUCAGCUGUCUAGGACCAAAGUGUAUUAGGCCUCGUCUACGUGCACCAGUGUCAGUGGCUCAAUUAUUUAUUUAUUCGUGUCUAAUCCACGCAUUAAACCAAUAUAAAUCCUUGAAUACAUAGCGUUGUUUUGGUGAAAAAAGGAUUUGUUUCAGUUUUGCUUAUGCGCUUGUCUACAAAGUCGAUCUUGCUUAAACUAAAGUGUGUUUUCAGACUGAUUUUUAAUGGCAUUGAUACCUGUGAUAUCAGGUUAGCUUAUACCAGACCCUUCUAUACUUGAGCUAAGCAAAAGUAAGAAUUCAUGGGCAAGAUGUGUGUUUGAAGGGUUUUAAGCGAUAAAGGCAGUUUCCAAAUCAACUUUAGUUCAGUUGAGGCAGUUAGAGGCUGGGGGAAGCCAGGCGUGAACAGCAGAGCGCAGCGGCUGGUGCUGUCCCUGGCAGCCCGGGCUUUCCUUCCCGCCGGAGCACCAGCUCACCUGCAGCACUUGCAAUGGAUUUUAGCAUCACUGGCAGCGCACCCUGAGUUUUUGGAAAACCCUUACGUGUGUGUGCUACUCUGUUAACUUAUUGGCGACAUCAUUGUGUGUGUUUCAUUGUUCUUGUGUUUGUUUUGUUUUUUUUUUACUUUUGGCAAGGCUUUUUUUAA
Pygoscelis adeliae (Adelie penguin) is the source of this 8725-nucleotide messenger RNA. It is a transcript of the gene PLEKHM3, whose product is annotated as pleckstrin homology domain containing, family M, member 3. Bases 178 to 2457 code for a protein of 759 amino acids. The record is from RefSeq and is a predicted model, not a curated record. Lineage: Eukaryota; Metazoa; Chordata; Aves; Sphenisciformes; Spheniscidae. The transcript is spliced from 7 exons.